AAAGCACAGUUGUGAUGGUUUCCAGAAGCAAAGCUUGUGACUCGCAUCACAUGAAGCAAAAAGACAAGCGUUCCCACUUGACAAAAAGGGAGAUUGUAUAUUGGUGAAGGAGGAAAGAAAGGGAGGGCGAGGAAUGGCAAGCAAGGGAGGCAAAACAAAUGGGGGUAUGGCGUAGCAUGCCUGCUUGGGUCUGCUCCAAAAAGGCUGUGUGACUUUAAAGCCGCAGAAGGAAGUUUCCAUCUUGGCUUGCCAGCAGCCAAGAGGGUGGGACUCAUCCUGCCCCCACAAUAGAUUCCAGCUGUGUCGGAUGACGUGUCCGGGCACAGUGGUUUCUGAUUGCUUUUGGCAGCUCCGUUGUUUUUGCAGAACACACCCAGACGCUCUGCUCUUUUCAGACGCUCUCAGAGACAGUGGAAGCCGUUCUUUCGUUCGAGUGAGUCUCUGUAAGCCUUCACCAUGUUCCUUGCUCAGGCUCUGAUGGACGCUGCCAGUGGCGGUAAAGCUGGCUCUGGUUCUGGCUCUGGUUCGAGUGGGAGCCGUGCCCUUGCCGCUGCUGGGGGAGCCCUCCUGAAAAGCCUUGGAGGGGGUGGUGGAGGCGGUGGGGGUGCAGGCCUCCUGAAAAGCAGUGGAGAUAAAGGUGGAGGAGCUGGCAAUGCCCUGAUGAAAGGCCUCGGGGGUCUUCUGGCAGGAGGAGGAGGAGGCGGUGGUGGCGGUGGGAAAGCAGGCAACUUCAUGGGGCUCAUUGGAGGCCUGGUGAACAUCAUCAGUGAGGCUGCAGCUCAGUACACCCCCGAGCCUCCCCCACCGGCCCGCAGCCAUUUUGCCAACGUGGAGGCCAAUGAGAGCGAGGAGAUGCGCCAAUUCCGACGCCUCUUCUCCCAGCUGGCUGGCGACGACAUGGCCGUGUGUCCCACCGAGCUGAUGGGCAUCCUGAACAAGGUGUUGGCGCGCCACCAAGACCUGAAGUCGCAGGGCUUCAGCCUGGACACUUGCCGGAGCAUGGUGUCCGUCAUGGACAGCGACACCACGGGCAAGCUGGAUUUCUACCAGUUCCGUUACUUGUGGAACAACAUCAAGAAGUGGCAAGCGGUCUACAAACGGUACGCCUCGCCGAACUCGGGGACCAUAGAAAUGGCACGGCUGCCCGAGGCCUUCAAGGCUGCAGGCUUCAACAUGCACGAGCAACUCUACGCCUUGAUGAUCCGCCGGUACGCCAGCGAGGACGGCACAAUGGAUUUCAACAACUUCAUUAGCUGCUUGGUACGCCUGGAUGGCAUGUUCCGCGCCUUCAAAGCCCUGGAUCGAGAUGGAGAUGGAAAAGUCCAAAUGAACCUCCAAGACUGGCUCCAACUAACCAUGUAUUCCUGAACUGAACAGGAAGAAAAAUAGAAGGCAUUGGUGCUUGUUUUGCUUUGAGGGUUGUUGCAAGUAAUCUCCUUUGGGCUCCUUUCAAGGAACAAGGCCAACUCUUUGGCCUUUGCUAUAUUUUUAGAUUGCUUUGUUGGGGAGUCAGGCAAACUAAGGGAGUUGUACAACUCUUCUAGCACUGCAUAAUAUUUCUUCUAAUUAGAUUAUUGCUGCAGCUUGAAAUGCCUGCUUUGGAAAAUGAAGACAGGGUGGAGUCAGUGUGCAUAUUGUCUAUUUACAGUUUGUUAUCAUUUCAAAAACAAGUUUAUGCUUUUGUACACAUGUCUGGGCUGUGCAGAUAUGUACGGCUAAGAAGAAAUAUAUUAGAAUUGUCAAUAUUAUACUGAAGUUUGUAGGGAAAGGGGAGGGGUAAGUGCAACCCAAGGAAAUCAUGCCUGAAUCUUCCUGAAUUAUCUACCCCUUCCCAAGAAUGAAUUGCCUUUCUUGGAUGCCAAUGAGUAUGACAAUUCUAUCUUUUUAGUAAAUUGCAGGAUUAUGAUUUGCAGGUAUCAUACUGUUUAACAUUAAAUAGAUCCAUUAUUUCAAACCAGAA
Molecule: messenger RNA, 1960 nt
Organism: Anolis sagrei ordinatus
Lineage: Eukaryota; Metazoa; Chordata; Lepidosauria; Squamata; Anolidae
Source: RefSeq, a predicted model, not a curated record